ACAUAAACGCGCACACACUCUCGCAAAGUAUCCACUUCAGUAGUCUUCUUCUUCAAUCACUUUUGCUCAUCUAUCUCUCUCUCACUCUCUGUUUUGUCCCAAAAAUGGCUCUUCAAGCUGCUUCUUUGGUCUCCUCUGCUUUCUCUGUCCGUAAAGAUGUAAAACUGAAUGCUUCUUCAUCAUCCUUCAAGGACUCAAGUCUCUUUGGUGCCUCCAUUACCGAACAUGGCUCUUCCUCGUUAAGACUCAAGAGAGAACAUAGCGUGAGGAACGUAGCGAUUAGAGCCCAAACCGCCGCAACUUCAAGCCCAUCCAUCACAAAAUCAUCAGUUGACGGCAAGAAGACCUUGAGGAAAGGUAACGUGGUGGUCACGGGAGCCUCGUCAGGGUUAGGUCUAGCCACGGCCAAAGCUCUCGCCGAGACAGGGAAAUGGCACGUGAUAAUGGCGUGCAGAGACUUCCUUAAAGCCGAGAGAGCAGCUAAAUCCGCAGGGAUGCCUAAAGACAGCUACACGGUGAUGCAUCUAGACUUGGCUUCUUUAGACAGUGUGAGACAGUUCGUUGAUAGCUUUAGGAGAUCAGAGAUGCCUCUCGAUGUUUUGGUCUGCAACGCUGCUGUUUAUUUCCCGACAGCUAAAGAGCCUACUUACAGUGCAGAAGGGUUUGAGCUUAGCGUCGCGACCAACCAUUUGGGACACUUUCUUCUCUCGAGGUUGUUGCUUGAUGACUUGAAGAAAUCUGAUUACCCUUCAAAGCGUCUCAUCAUUGUCGGAUCCAUUACAGGGAACACGAAUACAUUGGCUGGUAACGUACCACCGAAGGCUAACCUAGGCGACUUGAGAGGUUUAGCGGGCGGUUUGAACGGUUUGAACAGCUCGGCGAUGAUUGAUGGAGGAGAUUUCGACGGUGCAAAGGCUUACAAAGACAGCAAAGUGUGCAACAUGUUGACGAUGCAAGAGUUUCACAGGCGUUACCAUGAAGACACUGGAAUCACAUUCGCUUCGCUUUACCCUGGUUGCAUUGCCUCCACUGGUUUGUUCAGAGAGCACAUUCCUCUUUUCCGUACGCUCUUCCCUCCGUUUCAGAAGUAUAUCACUAAAGGAUAUGUCUCCGAGACAGAGUCUGGCAAAAGACUUGCUCAGGUGGUGAGUGAUCCGAGCUUGACGAAAUCAGGAGUUUACUGGAGCUGGAACAAGGCUUCGGCUUCUUUUGAGAACCAGUUGUCAGAAGAAGCGAGUGAUGUUGAGAAGGCUCGUAAAGUGUGGGAGAUCAGUGAGAAGCUUGUUGGCUUAGCCUAAGAGGAUUUGAGACUCUCUUUUAAUUGCUGAGACCUCUCUGUUAUCUACCAACUGAUGAGUCCUAGAGAGUUUUCUGGAUUGUAUUGCAUGUUUUUUCAUUAGUGCAUGUUGAGUGUUAGAUUCUGUUUGGGUGAGUAGCCCAUAAUAAUGAAAUAAAAGUUGGUCUAUCUUAAUGUUUUGUUAUGGUCUGUGUUUUCAUCGUAACAAAAGAUCACCAUGUUGUUUACAUUCUCUGAAACUAUAUUCUGAGAAACAGAACAAGUUGUACUCUACAAGCUUGAAGAGCAGAUAAUGAAUGUUGAAAAGUUAAUUUUUCUAUAUAACCUCGAAACCUAUUCACAGUUUUAUUCAUGGCUUAUUCAUAACAAAGGUGGAGAAGAACAGAAACGGAACAUGAAAGUGCGAAAAACAAAUUAUUAUUAGGAAGUUCAGAGAAUGCAAAUAUUCAGAGAGACCAGUUGGCUUCACUUCCACGACGAGGGAUACUGUUAACACGCGAGUACACAUCCACCUUGAAGUUGGCACCACACAGAACUCCUUCACUGUCCACUCUCGGCAUAGCCUUGAUCUUGUUCAUUGGAUGCUCAAAGCUCAUUAACCCUCCUUCACUGUGGAACAUACAUCCUGCAACAUUCCCAAAAAUCCAUCAGACAUAUCAUUAUAUUUUUUAAUCAUACAUAUGCAUUAGGCUUCAAUAUUUAUACAAUACAGGCUUGAUACAAUAUCAUUGUGCUUUAGAUUAUCCAACUUUAACUCCUAACUUUGGUGAAAUAACAAGAUUUUAGCUCUCCUAAUUAUAUAUGAUCAAGAACCAUAAGUAAUAUCUUUACAUGUAUUAUUUAUGAUCAUUUCCUAUCAUUUGUUAAAGCAUAUGAAGAUUGUACUAUGUGAAUGGUGAUAAUUAAGUUAUUAUUACCAGUAGGAAAUGGAGCAAAAGAUUUAGCACAACCCUCUUUGAUAACAUCUAAAUCAUCUGAUAUCACAACAGAUCCAUCAGCAGCUAUUCCCCAAAACAGCUUCACUCCUCCAUCAGAUCCC
Messenger RNA from Eruca vesicaria subsp. sativa (arugula), 2336 nucleotides. The record is from the annotation of a GenBank genome assembly. Lineage: Eukaryota; Viridiplantae; Streptophyta; Magnoliopsida; Brassicales; Brassicaceae.